GGACGUGGGGCCGGUCGGCUCCGGCCUCUCCUAUCCCCAGGAUCCUCCCAACUUAGUCCAAGUCGGAGGAUCCUGGGGGUAGGGAGACCGAGGUCCGGAGGGGGAAUAGAGCGCUCGCGAGGCUCUGGGCCGGGACACCCUCAGCGUCACCGAGCUCGGAGACCAACCAGAGUUUCCCAUCAACUUUUCUCUCUGGAGCUGUGACAAGUGCCUUCCACCAGUCCGAGCUGUGAGUGGCCGGUGGAGAGAGAGGCCCACCCAGGAAGUCACCCCACCAUGAGUCUGUGGGAGCUUGAAGACGGCCACAGCUGCCGAGGGACCCCCAGGCCGGCCCAGGAGUCCACGGCUGAGGAGGCAAGGACUGCAGAGCUGCAGAUGAAGGUUGACUUCUUCCGGAAGCUGGGCUACUCAUCUGCUGAGAUCCACAGUGUCCUGCAGAAGCUGGGGGUCCAGGCAGACACCAACACUGUGCUGGGCGAGCUGGUGAAACAUGGGUCAGCGGCCGAGCGGGAACGCCAGGCAUCUCCGGACCCCUGCCCUCAGCUGCCUCUGGUCCCCCGGGGUGGGAGCAACCCCAAGGCCCCCAUCCUGGAGCCCUCUCCCCCCGAGGAGGACAAGGAGGGCAGUGACCUGAGGCCCGUGGUCAUCGAUGGGAGCAACGUGGCUAUGAGCCACGGGAACAAGGAGGUCUUCUCUUGCCGGGGUAUCCUCCUGGCGGUGAACUGGUUUCUGGAGCGGGGCCACACAGACAUCACUGUGUUUGUACCUUCUUGGAGGAAGGAGCAGCCUCGGCCCGAUGUGCCCAUCACAGACCAGCAUAUCCUGCGGGACCUGGAGAAGAAGAAGAUCCUGGUGUUCACGCCGUCCAGGCGCGUGGGUGGCAAGCGCGUGGUCUGCUAUGACGACCGCUUCAUCGUGAAGCUGGCCUUCGAGUCCGACGGCAUCGUGGUCUCUAAUGACACUUACCGGGACCUCCAGGGCGAGCGGCAGGAGUGGAAGCGCUUCAUCGAGGAGCGGCUGCUCAUGUACUCCUUCGUCAACGACAAGUUCAUGCCCCCUGAUGACCCCUUGGGCCGUCACGGGCCGAGCCUGGACAACUUCCUGCGUAAGAAGCCACUCAUGGCCGAGCACAGGAAGCAACCGUGUCCCUAUGGGAGGAAAUGCACCUAUGGGAUCAAGUGCCGAUUCUUCCACCCCGAGCGGCCAAGCCGGCCCCAGCGCUCCGUGGCUGACGAGCUCCGUGCCAACGCCCUCCUCUCGCCCCCCAGGCCGCCGAGCAAGGAGAAGAGUGGCCGGCGGCCUUCACCUUCCUCUCAGCCCGGCUCUCUGCCAACAAAGCAUGAGCAGUGCAGCCCGGAUGGGAAGAAGCCGGGGGCCCAGGCGUCCCCGGGGACUCACCGGGAAGGCCUGACACAGACCUUCACCCCGGCAGGCAGGAGCCUCCCAGCUAGUGGGGGCAGCGGCAGCGGCUUUGGGCCCUCAGACUGGUUCCCGCAGACCCCGGACUCUCUCCCGUAUACCUCCCAGGAUUGCCUGGACUCGGGCAUUGGCUCCCUGGAGAGCCAGAUGUCAGAACUCUGGGGGAUUCGAGGAGGCGGCCCUGCUGAGCCGGGCCCACCUCGGGGCCCUUAUGCCGGCUACCGCCCCUAUGGGGCCGAGCUCCCUGCCACUCAGGCCUUCUCUGCCUUCGGCCGGGCCGUGGGUGCUGGCCACUUCAGCGUCCCUGCUGACUACGCACCCCCGCCCGCUGCCUUUCCACCUCGAGAGUACUGGUCUGAGCCAUACCAGCUGCACCCACCCACCCCAGUCCUGCAGGAGCCCCGGGUGCCGGGCCCAGGGGCUGACAGGGGCCCCUGGGGCGGGGCAGGCAGCCUAGCCAAGGAGCGAGCCAGCGUGUACACCAAGCUGUGUGGCGUCUUCCCCCCGCACCUGGUGGAGGCUGUGAUGGGGCGCUUCCCACAGCUCCUGGACCCCCAGCAGCUAGCCGCCGAGAUCCUCUCCUACAAGUCCCAGCACCUCAGCGAGUAAGCCGGCCAGCCGCCCGGGCAGCACCUCCGGCCUCCGAGGGCUGCCUGGCUGGGCUUUGAGGCUGGACAGAGGGAGGCUUCAAGUAGGGAAGAGAACCCACAAACCAAAGAUACUGUACGAUUGGUUCUGGCACCUCUAGGCGUUCUGCCCGAGGGGUCAGGAGCGAUCACCCUGUUGACGCACAUUGUGUCUGUAGUUCAAGGAGACGCUGCCAGUAACGGCUGUCAGUCCGUGGCUGAGGCCCAAACCCUCCUUUCUCUCAGAGGGCGGGGAGGGAGGCAGCGGGGAGCAGAGGCCUGGGCUGGGGGCCCUCUGCACGGCCCCCCACCUCCGCCCCGUCCCUGGGAUGCCGGGCUUGGCCGGCUCGUUGGGCACCGUGUGCCCGCCCUCCGUGGGCCUUCCUCUAAGCCAAUGAGGCCCCGUCCGUGCUCUAGCGGGCACGGGGCUUCAUGUUAGUAAGCAAGAUGCUUCUUAAGAACCCACUUCCGUCCCACUCUGUGCUCCUAUCCUCUGACCACCCCGCAGGGUCAAGGGCACUCUGCCCCACCCUCUCCUCCUCCCCUCUUCCUCUGUAUUCAGAGCCAUCUCGCCCUUCCCCAAGGGGGACGUGUGUAUGUGUGUGUACAGGUGUAAAUGUUAAAUAUUUUAACUGGAAAGCCCUUGCCUCUCUUCACACACCAAUAAAGCACAAUGUGAGCCCCUCUUAAGAGGCGAUGGUCUUUGUUGCUUCCGGGUGGAGCCGGCUCCUGGGUGAUUGAUGGAAGGUCAGCAGGUGGGCACCCCGGAUCUGCCUCCACACCAGCUCCCUGACCCUUCUCUGGAAGGAGGGUUUUCUGAGUUCUACCGAGAGUGCUCUGUCCCUUGGGGUAGAGGAGUCCUUCCUGAGGCCUUGGGUCGGGCCUUGAGAGGAGGCGACUGUGGACACACGGGCAGAGUGUCAGGAAGCAGAAGCAUGAAGCUUGGAGUCCUGAGGCUGCAGCGUGGGGAAGGGGUGCUGUUGCGGGACAGUAGGGGGAUGGAUCAGGCUGGCCCCUCCGUCUGCCCCGUGACCAGAGCUGAGCGUUCCAGGAGAGCCUGUAGAGUGGGCCUAAGGGCUCAGCUCUGUCCCGUCCUCCCAGAUCUUGCCCUGCUUCAGGCCCGGAGUGGAGUAGGGGGCACUGGGGUGGAAUCAGCCUGGAGAGGCCCUGCCAGGGUAACCUCCAAGCAGGAGGUUAGGGGUCCCUGGCCCCAAACACAAGAACAGGUUCUGCCACCACGAAUGUUACCUGGGGCAAGUGACUACCCCUCUGGGUCUCAGUUUCCGCAUCUAUGAAGUGGGGAUGAUGAUGGCACCUACCUUACAGGGCUGUACCUUACAGGAGGAUGUGAGAUCAUCCGUGUUGCGUUCACCUCCACCCACCAUCUCAACCUUCCCGUCUGUCCCUGGAAGGGAAAGGGCCAGGCAGGAAUACACAAUUUUUUUUUUUUAAAUAAAUUUAUUUUCUUUAUUUUUGGCUGCGUUGGGUCUUCGUUGCUGUGCCCAGGCUUUCUCUAGCUGUGGCGAGCGGGGGCUACUCUUCAUUGCGGUGCACAGGCUUCUCAUUGCGGUGGCUUCUCUUGCUGCGGAGCACGGGCUCUAGGCACCCGGGCUUCUGUAGUUGUGGCACACGGGCUCAGUAGUUGUGGCUCGUGGGCUCUAGAGCACAGGCUCAGUAGCUGUGGCGCACGGGCUUAGUUGCUCUGUGGCACGUGGGAUUCUUCCCGGACCAGGGCUUGAACCCAUGUCCCCUGCAUUGGCAGGCGGAGUCUUUUUUUUUUUUUUUUUUUAAAUAUCUUAAAUUUUAUUUAUUUAAAAAAUUUUUUUUAACAUCUUUAUUGGAGUAUAAUUGCUUUACAAUGGUGUGUUAGUUUCUGCUUUACAACAAAGUGUGGCAGGCGGAUUCUUAACCACUGCACCACCAGGGAAGUCCUACACAAUUUUUUUUUUCAGAUAAAAAUGAGGUAUAAAUGUUAAAUAUUUUAAGUGAAAAGCUGGACAGUCAGAUGAUCCCCAAACACCAUCAGCAGUGGAAAAAAUAGUUUUAAGAAUUACAUCUUUGAACAUUUCACCCAAUUUGUACUUUCUAUUUGUGAAGCUUUUAUUGUAUCUAUUUUUUUCUAGAAACUGCUUUCCCACAGAACGGCUGUGCAGCAUGUUGUAGGAAAGGCCACCCCGGUGACCCCCCUGCACAUUAGGGUCCCACCCGCCCCCCCGCCAGUUGCUCUUGGCCCAGAACGCUCUGUAGAAGCCUGCACUUGAGGCGGGAAUCCGCGCGCACGAUGUGAUAGGGACUGCAGCAAACGUUACUUCCAAGCCCCCAGGUCGAGCUCUUCCAGGGGCUCUGUGCCUGCCGCGUCCAGCCGCCUCAGGACGCUUUACCUGCACCAGGAAAUGUCGCUGCCUCGUUUAUAAAAUAGUUUUUCCAGUCGAGAACUGUAUUCCAGAUUAAAGGCUACUUAUGGGCCUUUGUGUUUAUAGACAGGAAGCUAAAAUACCGGACUGUCCAGUUCAUUAUCAGCCGCUGACGAAGCUGAGUGACUUGCCCGAGGUCCCACGGAGGAGGACAGACGCAGGCAGGGCCUCUGCUUGGGGUCCCCUGGCCCCACAAAC
Physeter macrocephalus (sperm whale) is the source of this 4657-nucleotide messenger RNA. RefSeq names its product zinc finger CCCH-type containing 12A (gene ZC3H12A). Gene Ontology annotation, cellular component: nucleus; cytoplasmic ribonucleoprotein granule. The record is from RefSeq and is a predicted model, not a curated record. Gene Ontology annotation, molecular function: RNA endonuclease activity; mRNA binding. The transcript has 6 exons. Bases 277 to 2028 code for a protein of 583 amino acids. Lineage: Eukaryota; Metazoa; Chordata; Mammalia; Artiodactyla; Physeteridae. Gene Ontology annotation, biological process: 3'-UTR-mediated mRNA destabilization.